Trichoderma breve is the source of this 1968-nucleotide messenger RNA. RefSeq lists its product as uncharacterized. The record is from RefSeq and is a predicted model, not a curated record. Bases 1 to 1968 code for a protein of 655 amino acids. The transcript is spliced from 2 exons. NCBI's taxonomy places the organism in Eukaryota, Fungi, Ascomycota, Sordariomycetes, Hypocreales, Hypocreaceae.
AUGGAAGACCCACAAUAUUUAGUUUCCAAUCUUAGUGAUGCGGAUAGAGGCGGCCAUACAGCGGAAGCCGAAAGACUAACCACCCUUGAUACGGACCAAGAUCUCAAAACUUUGCGGGCUAGCCAUAAUAAUUCUCUCGACCUAUUUGUCGAUCUGCUUCUACUAUCCUGUUCAAUAGCAUUUAUCGUCUUUGCCGGAAUCCUGGGUCACCUUAAUGGCCAACCGGUAGGAAGCAUAAGAGGUUGGAAUAACGUCCAAAAUCUUUAUAACAAGCUCUCUACAGUCUUUCCCAUUCUUUUCGGCUUUAUUGUUGCUAAAGCUAUACGUAAGACGGCGACAUGGAGGUUAGAGAAGGGUACAACUCUGGGCACUGUAGAGCUACUGAUGGGCAGCCUAGAAAUCGGCCGCAGCAUUUCAGCAAUAUACAAUCUUAGAUUGCUCAAUAUCGCAGGUCUCGGUCUCCUUGUAAUCUGGAGUUUAUCGCCCCUCGGGAGUCAGGCUCUGCUGUAUAUCAUCAGGGUGGAACAAACCCCUAUAUUCUCGGCAUUUACCGUCCCAUAUAUGGAUACCGUUAUGCUCAGCUCGCCUUUUGAUCCGGAGAACUCAAAUCUCUAUGGGUCAGCAUUCGAAACCAAUACCAGUGACUUUACAUUCAGGUUACCCAGCCUAAACGCACUCUACAACGGGAAUCUCCUUCAACCUGCAUCGCUGCUGAAUGCAAGUAUGGACUCGUGGGGCAAUGUCAAGAUCCCUGACUAUGCAAGUGCGGCCACAGCGAAUGGGACUAACAGCAGUGGCUGGAUUAACUUCCAACCCACCGAUGACAUUCCAUAUUCUUCGCUGAUCGGCCUUCCUGUGAUCCUCCCCUCUUCGGCUGGUGCCGGCAAUACCACUUUUGCCUUGGAGUCGUCAUAUUUCUCGCUCUCUUGCGAGAAUCUCUCAGUGGUCGCAGACACGAACGAGUUCAUCAACUGUACCGCCAUUGAAAGUCAAAACAUAUUCUCUAAUGACACUUUCUACGGGUUGUCUAACAGGUCGACAUGGUCACUGUGCCUCGACGGCUUCUACGACCCGAGAAUUUGGGACGUGCGAGGUCAUGUCUCGGCUUUUGGGAACGACAGCAAUUUCGUGUACCCUGCGAGGACGCUUCUCUUCCAAUCUUCGCAGCUAAGCAUUGAUUAUGCCAUAGGACUAUGUUCCAUCACAACAGAAUAUCUUGAGUCUGCCGUUUUAUGCGUCGGCGCUCCUUCCAACAAUUGUAGCGUAACCGCAGUGCGGCUAUCGACGCAGCCACACCCCGCCCCCAAUCUCACCGAUCUUUCGUUCUCGCAGGCGUUCAGUGAAUUUAGCCUCAGCAUCACUGAAUCAGACAUUACGUCGCCCUCUCCUCCGGAAAAUGGUGUCAGUUUGAGUGAGCUUUUCAUCACAAACCCCAUUAGUGUCGGCCUGCCAGGACCCGCUGGAGCUGCCUGGAAUGGGUUGACUGCGUCCUUGUUUGGCUUGCGUUUGCAGCAAUUACUUAAUACAUAUUGGAUCGGCAGCUUCGGCGUGGAAGGUAUUAUUGACAAGCUUGCAUUUUAUCCGCCGGCAAACCGCCUUAACACGACCGCGACAAACGUGGUCUGGCAAGACACAUAUGUGGUUCACUGGCAGUGGUUAACAUUGCUAGUUAUCGGGAGCCUGUUGAUGUUCGCAGCUGCGCUGAUCAGUCUUUAUCUGUCGUGGGAGACUCAUGCACCUGAGGUAUUAGGUUAUGUGUCGACGCUAAUAAUCAACUCGCCGUAUGUCCGAGAUGGUAGAGAGGUUGGCAGCACGAUGAGUGGCGAAGACCGAGCUCGAAAAUUUGCCAAGCUGCCACUCAAGAUCUGCGAUGUCCAGCCCCACGCAGAUAUUGGCUACAUAGCCAUUGCCCAAGAUGAUGGCUCAACCGAGCGUCGAGUGUUAGACCUUGAUCGACUUUAUCGAUAA